GUCUGAGGAUGAGUUCUGAACCCGAUUUUAAUAAUAAUAAUUAUAAUGUUCGAGCAGAGACACUGACUGUGACGUCUGCAUGUGUACUGCGACUAUGGUUAUAGCUAAUAUAGCUGUGCGAGAGUGAGUUGGAUUAAUUCUGAGCACAUGCUUCAUCAACAGAAUUGAUAAAUGCAGAAGAUUGAGAAUGUUAUGAAGACAAGAACCAUAAGAAAAUUUUUCAGGUUAAAUGUUAAAAUUGGAGGCUGUCAUGGAAGAGAUUCCAGUUAAAGUUGCUGUAAGAAUAAGACCUCUGCUUUCCAAAGAGAUUCUUCAUAACCAUCAAGUAUGUGUGAGACUGGUCCCAAACACACAGCAAGUUAUCAUUGGGAAAGACCGUGUCUUCACUUUUGAUUUUGUGUUUGGCAAAAAUUCAACCCAAGAUGAAGUUUAUACAACUUGCAUUAAGCCUUUAGUGGUGUCAUUGAUUGAAGGAUAUAAUGCUACAGUUUUUGCUUAUGGACAGACAGGGUCUGGGAAGACGUACACCAUUGGUGGAGGUCACAUUGCAUCGGUUGCAGAGGAUGAAAAAGGUAUCAUUCCACGCGCUAUACAGGAACUAUUUCAGAGCAUCUCAGAAAACCAUAAUAUUGGCUUCAGUGUGAAAGUAUCUUAUAUAGAGGUCUACAAGGAAGAACUCAGAGAUCUGCUGGAGUUGGAUACCUCUAUGAAAGAUUUACACAUCAGAGAAGAUGAAAAGGGAAACACAGUGAUUGUUGGUGCCAAGGAUUGCCAAGUUGAAAGUGUGGAUGAAGUGAUGAGCCUUUUAGAAAGUGGGAAUGCAGCUCGCCACACAGGUAUGACACAAAUGAAUGAGCACUCCAGUCGAUCUCAUGCUAUUUUUACCAUCAGUAUUUGUCAGCAACAGCCUCCACAGUCUCUGAAAAAUGCAGAUGCUGCACAAGAUUCAUCUCUGAGAUCAGGCCAGCUCAUUGCGUCUAAGUUCCACUUUGUGGACUUGGCAGGAUCAGAAAGGGUGACAAAAACAGGGAACACCGGUGAACGGUUCAAGGAAUCAAUUCAGAUCAACAGUGGCUUAUUGGCUUUGGGAAAUGUGGUAAGUGCUCUUGGCGACCCAAAGAGAAAAAGUGUACAUAUCCCAUAUAGGGAUGCUAAAAUUACUCGUAUUCUGAAAGACUCCUUAGGAGGAAAUGCCAAGACUGUCAUGAUAACAUGUAUAAAUCCAUCCUCAUCUGACUUUGAUGAGUCUUUAAAUUCCCUCAAAUAUGCCAACAGAGCCAAGAAUAUUAGAAAUAAACCAGUUGUAAACUAUAACCCUGAGUGGGACCGGAUUGAUGAAAUGGAACUUGAGAUCAGGUUGCUCCGGGAAGCUUUGCAGAAUCAGCAGGUUACUGUAAUGAGCCAUGCUAGCCAGGGAUCACAGGAUAUGAGUGAAGAUAGGACUCGAAUUCGUUCUCUUGAAGAGCAGCUUUCCCAGCUUCAGGUGGAGUGUUUCAACUACAGAAAUUGCAUAGAGGAAGCGUUUCCCUUCCUAGUUGAACUAAAUGACAUUGCCAGCCUAACAAGGAGUCAACAAGAGAAGCUGCAGGAUUGUAUCAACAUUGCACAGGAGCUAAGGGAGGCAGCUCUUGUCAUGCCACGAACUGAUAGUGGAAUUGGAAGCGACCAAGAGGAGCCACAUCAUAUCACAAUUCUUCAACUGAAGAGGGAACUAAAAAAAUGCCAGCAGGCUUUAGCUACAGACGAAGAAGUAUUCAGUCAAAAGGAGCUUGAGCUGAAGGUAUUACAGGAUCAAAUACUAACACUGAUACAGGAAAACCAAGAACAUCUAGAAUCUUUUAAAGAGGCACAAGAAACAAAUAAAUUACAGAAUGAGAAAAUGGUGGAACAGCAACUCCUUAUUGAUCAGCUGAAAGAUAAGUUAGAGAAGCUUACUGUGACUACAGCCUCAGUAUCCAGAGGUGCUUGUGGAGAUGGGCCAGCUGCUGUGACAUUCGCAAGAAGACCAUAUAGUGUGCCGCUCACUAAUAGUUUAGUACAUUCCGUUCAUAUGGCUCCAGGACUGGAGUCCCGAAAGGUACACACCAGCCCUCCUACUUACUCAUUGGCCCGAGUAAUGGCUGGAUUUCAAACUCGCAGGCAAAUGAUAUUGGGUCAUAUAGAAGACCAAGAUGAAGUCCUUCACUGCCAUUUCUCUGAUCAUAGUGAUGAAGAAGAAAGGAACACAGACAGCAAAAAGAAAUCAGCAUUUAGGCGCUCUAUAAACCGCACAUGGACACGAAAACAGGGUCUUCCUUGUUCUCCCCUUCAACUGGAUGAUCUACAAUUCCAAAUGCACAAAUCCAAUUUACCAAAUGAAACCAUACUGCAAACUGACACUGUCACAGGUGAAGAGAUUGAAUGCCUCCAUAAGAGUCGUGUAAUAAACAUGCAGAAAUUAAAGAAUUCAGAGCUGAGACUCUCCGAGGCCAAGCAAAAGAUGAGAGAACUUGCACUUAAUAUCAAAAUGAAGGAGGAACUCAUUAAAGAAAUAGUAAAAACAGGCAAUGAUUCUCAGUCUGUAAGCAGGCAGUAUUCUUUGAAAAUAACAAAACUGGAACAUGAAGGUGAGCAAGCCAAGAUGGAAUUAGCUGAAACACAAAAGCAGCUUCAGGAGCUGGAUAACAAGGAGCUGAGAGACGUUGCUGAGAAGGCCAAGUUACAAAAAGAGUUUCGGAAGAAGAUGGAUGCAGCUAAAUUAAAAGUGCAGGUCUUACAGAAGAAGCAGCAGGACACUAAGAAGUUGGCAUCAUUAUCCACCCAAAAUGAGAAACGGGCUACAGAACUUGAGCAGACUGUGAAUCAUAUGAGGCAUCAGCAGGCCCAGCUACAGAAAAGACUGCGAGAGGAGAGUGAAAAAAAGAAAAUUCUUGAGGCAGAGAUUGCACGGGACCAACAGCAAAUCAAAGAACUUCAGUUAAAGACAGAGCAACAGCAGAAAAUUCUCAAACUUAAAAAUGAAGAAAUUGCUGCUUUUAAAAAGAAGAAAAACUCAGCAGGAACUUCAAAGCAGUUACAGAAACAGGAAGAGCAAAGGAAAUGGUUAGAUGAAGAACUAGAGAAGGUUUUGCAUCAACGUCAAGAAUUAGCAGAACUGGAAGAAGACUUAAAGAAAAGAGAAGCUAUCAUAAACAAGAAAGAAGCAUUGUUACAAGAGAAGAGCCAUUUGGAAAUCAAGAAACUAAGAUCUAGCCAGGCUUUAAACAAAGAUAGUUUGAAAUUAUCUACCCGCCUGAAUAUGCUGGACAAGGAAUUGUGUGAUAAAAGUAUGCAGCUCCAGACCAGUGCCAGUGAAGAGAAGAGACAGAUUUUGGAAGAAGUUCAGGUUCUUCAGAAGGAAAGAGACCAGCUGCUCAGAAGAAGAAAUAGUGUGGAUGAGAAACUUAAAGAUGGUAGAGUGUUGUCCCCUGAAGAAGAACAUAUCCUUUUCCAACUGGAAGAAGGGAUUGAAGCGUUGGAGGCCGCCAUUGACUACAAAAAUGAAAAUAUUCAGAAUCGCCAGCAGUCACUUAGAGGCUCAUCGCAAAUCCUUACACAGAGCGAGGCCAAUGUAAUGGGAAAACUAGUUUCCCUGUCUGCUACUGAACUUAGAGCUAUUCUCUUCAAAUACUUCAACAAGGUUGUUAGUCUACGUGAAGCAGAAUGUAAAUUACAGCUGCAGACUGAAGAGCUGGAAAUGAGAGUCACAGAACAGGAAAACAUAAUACGUGAACUAGAAUCGGCACUUGAACACCUCACGCUACAGUGUGACAGGCAACUGACCCUCCAGCAAAAAGAACAUGAACAAAAGAUACAGUUAAUAUUGCAUCAUUUCAAAGAACAAGAUGGUGAAAGUAUUGCAGAAACUCUUAAACUGUAUGAAACUAAAGUCCAACAAUUGGAAAAAGAUUUGUUUUUCUAUAAGAAAACCAGCAGAGAACUAAAGAAGAAACUGAAGGAGCUGGUAGGAGAGUCAUUUUAUCAGCUGGUGGCACCAACUAAAAAUAAUGAUGCUGCUAACAGGAUAUUGAGCCAAGAAGCAGAAGUUUCUUCAGAAGAAUUCAAAUUGAUAUCCAAACCUGAAAGUAACAAACCAUCAGGAAGAUUAAGACAAACAGAUAUCCCAGCAAGUGGUUUAAGGUGGUGGCAGAAUUCAUACAAGCUUGAAGAAGAUGUUUCAGAGCUAACACACAAUAGAGGGUGUUUAUCAAGUAGUACUGAAGACCAAGCAGGACCAGAUGAAGUAUGCCCUUCAAAAUCUCAUCCUCAACUAUUCUCUCAUUCUCAGACAAAACAGAUAAUACAGCUUCAAGGAGUGACGCCAGUAAAACUGUCUCGUCGAGAAUUACGGCAUAUUCCUGCGUCCGAACUAUCACUGAGGCGCUCCAGCCUUGGAGUCAGUGUCAGUUCUGUUGCUCCAGAUUCCAUUGAAAUGUCCGGAAAAUCUAAUGACUUCAAGAUAUAGUUAUUCUUUGACCCAUGUAUAGCAGCACAUGCUACUGGAAUCACUGUAUUACAUUUCCUUUAUUCAUGCACUAGUAAACUAGCAGCCACAGGUGAAUGAACUAUUGUUCUGUAACUGCUGAUAUUCAGAGCACCAGGGAUCAUAUGUGUCUGUCGCACUUAUGCAGUUUCAAGGAAUCUGAGACACUUUCUUAUUGGCACAACCACAAACAGGCACAUGAUUAAAAAGCUGCUUAUUCCUGAGAGAAAAAAAACUUUUAUAUUCCUUGGUUUUUCAAAUCACUCUAAAAGUUCUGGUGCAUUUUGCAAAAGUUAACGUUAGCGAAGAUUGAAGACUAUUGAACUGUACAAGAAUGUUCUGUGACUAAUUUCACUUUCAUGGUUUAUAAAAACAUUAAGAUCCAUGGUAAUUUGCAAAAUACAUAGUUUAAAAGCUUGGCUACUGGACCUGCACCUAGUAAUUGGCAGUGACUGAAUUCCCAUCACUCAUACUACGUAUCUUACAUAGCAUAUGCUUGAUAUCAGAGUCAGGAUCUAAAACUACAUUUGUUUUUCAAAAGGCAUAUGUAAAUAUUUCAAAUUAUUUUUUGCUCAGUGUUUAAUUGCUUACUCUUAUGUAAGAAUUAUAUUGCAUGAGCUAAACAUGCCUCAAACUGUUUUAAAGUCUUUUUCCUUACAUGUUUAUAUAAACUUUUUUAAGCUCUGUGCGAAACACAUAUUAUGCCUUAUUUGUGAAAUUGGUGCCAUUACUUAUUUCACUUCUUGUGUUUUUUGUUUGUGGGCUUUUUUUUUUUUUUUUUAAAUAUUCGACAUAUCUAGCUUUGAAGUGUGAUGUUUGUGUACUACUGAAAUGGUAAAAUAUGGGACCAAAAAUUCAUCAUGUUAAGGUAAGCCAGCAUUACAGUGUAAUACAUUGUUAUUGGUAAUAAUGGUUCACAAUUUUUCAUUUAGAAGGAAAUAUGAAUCAUUCUUUUAAAAUCCAAAUCUACUUCAGAGCAGAUAGUACACAAAUCCACUGGUUUACAACUAGUUUGUUUAGUUCUGGAUAAUAAGUUGAAUAGUGUUUUGUAAGAGAGCAGUAAUCAUUCACAAGAAGCUAGUUAGCUGAGCUGACUUGAAGGCAGAGGCCAAGGUUUUUUAAUUUGAGUGUUCUAGGUUAGGCACCUAGAUUCAUAUUUAGGCUCCUAAGUAAAAGUGACCUGAUUUUCAAAGGUGAUAAGCACCUCAGAGCUCAGCACUUUUGAAAACCAGCCCAUUUUUAUGUAGGGACCUAACUUUAAGCACUCAUAUUUGAAAACUUAGUCCUGAAUUAUUUGCUGCACUUAGCAACAGUAAAUCUCUCCAGUCUGAACUGAGAUUAUUUGCUGAUGUAUUUAAGGAAUCUUGGACUGAAGCCUCCAGUACACAGUACAUGGCCACUGAGAGAAAGAGAAUUUCAUUUUCCCAUGCUUCAGGCCAUUAAAGGCGUGUCUACAGAGCAAAUUUUACUGUGUCAGGAGAUCAUGUUGUAACAUAACAGUGCUCUGAUUGCCGUAUAACACAAUUGUUGGUCUUUUCUAUAUAGAUUGCCCAAAACUGUAUUAUAACCAUAUUGAUGAACCAUUUUGCAGCCCCAUAAAGGCCUCUAUAAUUGUAUCCGUGAAAACUGGACUUAUUACAUAUUGUUCUGUAGAAUUGUGAUAUAAGGGAUUUGGAGGUUUUGUUUUGUUUUUUUCAUUGGUUGGUGGUUUUGGUUAGGAGUUUUUACUAUGCUGUAGGUCUAAAUAAUUGAGACUUAGUAAUGUUAAAUUUUAUAUAAAUGUAUUUAAUAUUCAUAACUUAAUACAUGGAAAUACAGUAAAUGUAUUAAAAGCCUUAAUUUCAGUUUUCUACAUCACAGUACCAGUUGUAUGAAACACAACUGUUAAAGACACAUACUGAGCCUUAAUCAUAUACCUCAAACUAUCUUGUCUGUUAGCCUGCAUUUAAAUAGAUCUGGGUUGAUUUUGCUUUGUGUUUUACACACGAAAAACAAACCAGCUAUGUCCAUAUGGGCUCAAAAAGCAGACUAAAAUGUAGGAAUGAACGAUUCAGUCACUACUAAGUGUCACUAGAUGCUCAGUUAAUUUGUGUAGAUUGGACGGGAGGUUUAUUUACUGCGCUUACCUCAAGUGGCUCCCGGAAGCAGUGGCAUAUCCCUUCUCCACUCCUACACGGAGGCACGGCCAGGCGGCUCUGCAUGCUGCCCCAUCCGCAGGCACUGCCCCUGCAGCUCCCAUUGGAGCACUGGAGGGGGCCAUUGGAGCACGUAGGAGCUGGACUGGGGCCAUGCUGCCGCUUCUGGGAACCAUGUGGUGUGUCACCGACCCAGCGCCCCAGCUGUAGCACCAGAGGGAGGCUGAGCCAGGUGGUGCAGCCCCUGACCCAGCUGGUGCGGGGCGAAGCCACGUGAUGCAGCCCCAACCUUGCACCCUGGCCAGAGUGCCAGAGCAUGGCCAAGCCUUUGGUGCAACUCCCGACCCAGCACCCCAGCUGGAGCGGGGCCGAGCCGCAUGGUGCGACCCCUGACCCAGUGUCCCGGCUGUAGCACCGGAGCGGGGCCAAGCCGCAUGGUGCGGCCCCAACCAGGGGUGAAAGUAGAAAUAGAGACUUACUGGUACGGGGCUGGAUUGGGCCGGCCCUGGCCCCCAGAAGGGGCAGGACCUCAGAUGGAAGGGGAAGGGAUGGGGGGGUCAGAGCCAGCCCUGGCCCCCCCCGUACCGGUAAGUGCCCUCCGCCUCCCCCGCUGGGAUAGCAGUGGCAGCUGGGGGCUCCGGCAGCAGUUUAAAGGGCCUAGGGCUCGGCCGCCACUACCACCUGGGCCCUUUAAACCAUUGCCACAACCCCGAGCUGCCACUGCUACUCCAUGGCUCUGGCAGCUAUUUAAAAGGCCCAGGGCAGUAGAGUCAGCAGGAGCACUGGC
Molecule: messenger RNA, 7423 nt
Organism: Gopherus evgoodei (Goodes thornscrub tortoise)
Lineage: Eukaryota; Metazoa; Chordata; Testudines; Testudinidae
Gene: KIF27
Product: kinesin family member 27
Exons: 19
Coding region: 230-4483 (1417 amino acids)
Biological process (GO): mitotic spindle organization; microtubule-based movement
Molecular function (GO): microtubule motor activity; ATP binding; microtubule binding
Source: RefSeq, a predicted model, not a curated record